AUGUUUCCUAAGAAACAACUUUCCGGAAAUCUCAAGAGACAAAAAAAGAAAAAAAAUGAUGAAAUUGCUCAAAGUUUAAGAGGAUCUUUGAAUAAAUAUUUUGUUAAACAAACCAAUGCUUCACUUGAAAAUUUAGAUGAAGAUGAUUUACCAAAUGAAUAUGAACACCCAAUAUUGGAAGAAUUAGUAGAAAAUGAGAAUGAUGUGAAUGAAGAAAUUGGUGAUCUAGAUGAAAAUGAAAAUAGUGAUGAACCUUUCCUUGAUGAAAAUGAAAAUAUUGAUGAACAUUGCCAUGAAAAUGAAUGUCCCGAAACAAGAUUUGAUUUGAACAUUUAUGAUCCACGAGUUUGGGAUAAUCUUGAUGCAAAAAUGAGAGAUUUACUUGUAGAAAAAGAAUUACAAGAGCUAAUCAAGAAAGAUACACUACACUGGAAAAAUGUUAUUGUCAGAAUCAUUGCUGUUGUGAAAUGUCUUGCUACACAUAAUUUGGCUUUUCGUGGAACAAAUGAAAAAAUUUAUGAAGAUGGUAAUGGUAACUUUUUAGGCCUGCUUGAAAUGAUUGCAGAGUUUGAUCUAGUAAUGCAACACCAUUUUCGACUCAUUCAAGAUAAGAAGAUUCAUUAUCAUUAUCUUAGCCAUAAAAUUCAAAAUGAGUUGAUAGCUAUUUUAGCAUCAAAUGUUAAACAUGCAAUCAUUGAAAAAAUAAAAACAGCUAAAUAUUUUUCUGUCAUUCUUGAUUGUACUCCUGAUGCAAGUCACAAAGAACAAAUGACUUUAAUAUUGAGGUGUGUAGAUGUUUCAAGUACUCCAAUAAAUAUAGAAGAGUAUUUUUUAGAGUUUCUGAAUGUGGAAGAUACAUCUGGAUUAGGACUUUUUAAUGAAUUGCAAAAUGUAAUUGAGUCGCUUACACUUAAUAUUGAUGAUGUGAGGGGACAAGGUUAUGAUAAUGGCUCUAAUAUGAAAGGAAAAAAUCUAGGUGUACAAAAAAGAUUACUUGAUAUAAAUCCUAGAGCAUUUUACAUGCCAUGUGGUUCUCAUUGUCUCAACUUAAUAGUUUGUAAUAUGGCCAACUCAUGUGUUAAAGCAAAAUCUUUUUUUGGAGCAUGUCAAUGCAUAUAUACGGUAUUCUCUAAUUCAACAAAGCGAUGGAAUGUGUUACUUGAUUACAUAGAUGGUUUGACUUUGAAAUCAUUGUCAACUACACGUUGGGAAAGUCACAUUGAAAGUGUCAAAGCAAUAAAAUCUCAAGCUUCCCAAAUUAGAGAAGCUUUAUUUAAAUUAACAGAAAUUAGUGAAGAUGCCAAAUUGAGUAGGGAUGCUCAAAGUUUAGCAUCAGGAGAGCUUUCAAGUUUUGAAUUUAUAUUAAGUUUGGUUAUUUGGCAUGACAUUUUGCAUAAGAUUAACUUAGUUAGUAAAAAGUUACAAUCUGAAGACAUGCGUCUUGAUGCUGCUGUAAGACAAUUAGAAGGACUUGUGUUAUUUUUUGAAAACUAUAGAAUAAAUGGGUUUGUUUCUGCCAUGAUUGAUGCUAAGCAAAUUUCCCUUGAUAUGGGAAUUGAGCCUAUAUUUCCAAAAAAAACGUCAAUGGAUAUUGCUCUUGGUGAAUUGAAGAAUAGGUUUGAACAAUUGCAUUGUUUUGAAUCUAUUUUUGGGUUCUUAUUUGAUGCUGCAAAAUUGACUUCGCUUGAUGAUAAUGAAUUAAAAAGUUUUUGUGUGAAUCUUGAAAAUGCUUUAAAACAUGGUGAUGUUUCCGAUGUUGAUGCAAGAGACUUAUUUUCAGAAUUACAGGUGUUGCAAGUGAUGUUACCAAAAGAAGCAUAUGAAACAGAUAAACCAUGGACAUCCAUUAAAAUUCUUGAGUUUGUAAAGAGUGUGGAUAUGUUUCCUAAUGUAAUGGUUGCUUAUAGGAUAUUAUUGACUAUACCUGUGACUGUGGCAUCUGCUGAAAGAAGUUUUUCUAAAUUAAAAUUAUUGAAAUCUUACUUGCGGACCACCAUGACUCAAGAUAGGCUAAAUGGAUUAGCGAUAUUAUGCAUUGAAAAGGAUAUGUUAGAGAACAUUAAAUAUGAUAGUAUAAUUGAUGAUUUUGCAUCUAAAAGUACAUGUGAUGAUUCUUUGCUUCGAUUAAUUGUGGAGGAUGAAAAGAAGAUUGAUCAAAUCAAGAAAUGCUUAUGGAGAUUUGGGAGGAAGCAUGUAGACUCAAAUAUGUAG
Molecule: messenger RNA, 2211 nt
Organism: Asparagus officinalis (garden asparagus)
Lineage: Eukaryota; Viridiplantae; Streptophyta; Magnoliopsida; Asparagales; Asparagaceae
Product: zinc finger MYM-type protein 1-like
Exons: 4
Coding region: 1-2211 (736 amino acids)
Molecular function (GO): protein dimerization activity
Source: RefSeq, a predicted model, not a curated record